AUGUUCAAGGGGCCUCCAGGCGUUCGAGACCAACCGGUUGAGCUAUUAUAUUCCGCUCGGACAAGUGACUCGGAACGUGAGAUCGUCUUUGCAGAGGAUGGUUCUUUGACGGUGGAGCAGCUGACAACCCGCAGUGGCAAUGUGGCGGAAGCCCUCCGAAGGGUUCAGUCUCACUUCGUGGCGGUUUGCCUACCCCGUGGUCCUGGGCUCAUCGUCGCCUUGUUAGGCGUGUGGCGUGCCAAGAAGGCCUAUGUGCCAUUGGAGCCGAGCUUUCCUCUACAGCGGAUUCGGUUCAUCCUUGAAGAUUCCGAGGCCUCGGUGGUGAUCACGGAGCGCGGCAGCGAGCCGCCGGCUUCGUUGGAGUGGCCUCGUUUGAGGUUGCAGUGGCCCAGUGGAGAGCCUGAAAUGGAUGAGGAACCUGCUCCCGCACCCGCCGUUGAGCAGGUGACGCAUUUGGCCUAUCUCAUUUACACAUCGGGCUCCACCGGAACACCAAAAGGAGUUCUCGUGCCGCAUUCUGCGGUGGCCAACGUCCUCAACGCUUUCGAAUCCCUCCGCAAGGAGAAGAGCACGGAGGAUGUCCUCCUGUCAGUGACAACUUUCUGCUUCGAUAUCUCCGUGCUGGAGAUGUUCUGGCCACUUUGCUAUGGCUUCAGCCUUCACCUAGCCUCUGCCGCUGAAAGCCGCAGCGGAGCGUUGCUGCGGCAGCGUUUGGAAGAGCUCAGCCGGAGAGCCGCAGCACGCGGUGGCCAAGUCAUUUUCCAGGCAACUCCAAGCAGCUUCAGAGGCCUCCUCAAUGCAGGCGAUGCAUCCUGCUGA
Molecule: messenger RNA, 819 nt
Organism: Durusdinium trenchii
Lineage: Eukaryota; Dinophyceae; Suessiales; Symbiodiniaceae
Source: the annotation of a GenBank genome assembly